AUGGAAAACGAGACAGUAAGUGAACUGAACCAAACACAGCUUCAGCCUCGGGCAGUGGUGACCCUAGAAUACCAAGUGGUCACCAUCUUACUCGUGCUCAUUAUUUGUGGUCUGGGCAUCGUGGGCAACAUCAUGGUAGUCCUGGUGGUCCUGAGAACCAAGCACAUGAGGACCCCUACAAACUGCUACCUGGUGAGUCUAGCAGUAGCUGAUCUCAUGGUCCUGGUGGCCGCAGGCCUCCCCAACAUAACGGACAGUAUCUACGGUUCCUGGGUCUAUGGCUAUGUGGGAUGCCUCUGCAUCACUUACCUCCAGUACUUGGGCAUUAAUGCCUCCUCUUGUUCAAUCACAGCCUUUACUGUUGAGAGGUACAUAGCAAUCUGUCACCCCAUCAAAGCCCAGUUUCUCUGCACAUUUUCCAGAGCCAAAAAGAUCAUCAUCUUUGUCUGGGCUUUCACAUCCAUUUACUGUAUGCUCUGGUUCUUCUUACUGGAUCUCAAUAUUAGCACCUAUAAAGAUGCUAUUGUGGUGUCCUGUGGCUACAAGAUCUCCAGGAAUUACUAUUCACCUAUUUACCUAAUGGACUUUGGUGUCUUUUAUGUUGUGCCAAUGAUCCUGGCCACGGUCCUCUAUGGAUUCAUAGCUAGGAUCCUCUUCUUGAAUCCCAUUCCUUCAGAUCCUAAAGAAAAUUCUAGAACAUGGAAAAAUGAUUCAACCCAUCAGAACAAGAAUUCGAAUUCAAAGACCUCUAAUAGAUAUUUCAACAGCACAGUAUCUUCAAGGAAGCAGGUAAGCAAAUCUGAACCUCUAAGUCCACCAAGUAGGUAUGGGAGAGAUGGGAUCCCUUAUGACAUGGGAUCAACUUUGCCCUCCUUAGCUGAUGGCAAAACCAGAAUAUAAUCAUGCAGAUAUUUCACAGUGUAAGCUUCUGCUUUACAUAUUAAAUCCAUCUCUAAAACAACUGAAGAUCUAAAAAUAGUUGGGAAACUUGAUGGUACAUCUGCAGGCACCAGUUCCAAUGCCAUUAAGGAAUAAGGAAAUACAAAAAGAGACCCGAGAAUUCCACCUUUAACUGUUUGUGCCUCUCUGAGAAAAGUUCUGAAAAUAUUUAGACCAUUUCUGGCUUCCAUAGGGAACAGCUGAGUAUUUUUAAGAAUUCUAUUGUCUGACAAAGAUUUGACAAGAUAGUUUGAGAAAAGAUGAGUCAAAACAAUAGUGAGAGUGAGGGAAGUUCCUGGGCUUUUUUUCUUUCCUUCUUUCUUUCUUUCUUUUUUUAAUUUUAGUGGAGAAAGAUUCUAUCACCUUCUCCUCCAGGUCCCUGCAAACUGCCCCAGCCUGCAGAAGCUCAAAAUAUACUCUACUCAGGAAACAUUCUAAUAAAAAGUCUAACACCAA
This is a messenger RNA of Sus scrofa (pig), 1395 nucleotides long. RefSeq names its product thyrotropin releasing hormone receptor (gene TRHR). Gene Ontology annotation, molecular function: thyrotropin-releasing hormone receptor activity. NCBI's taxonomy places the organism in Eukaryota, Metazoa, Chordata, Mammalia, Artiodactyla, Suidae. Gene Ontology annotation, biological process: phospholipase C-activating G protein-coupled receptor signaling pathway. The record is from RefSeq and is marked provisional. Gene Ontology annotation, cellular component: membrane.